AUGACGACAUACGACGAGUAUGGCGUUCCCGUCGGCGCAUACUCUGAGCCGGAAAGCCUGACCUACCAAGCGUGGCGGGUCGCGAGGGCAUUCUACUUGUACCGGAUACGGCCUGCAGUGCAGGAGCGGAGGAAUGCGCUGCGCAGUGCAAACUGGAGUGUCAGGCAGCUCUUUACUCUUGUGAAUGCGCUGGUCGUAUCGUGGUGGAUAGUCUUGUACUGGGGCGAACGCGGCGUCUUCAACAGCGCCAUCGAGAGCUGCCAUUGGGACCAGUGGGAAGACUGGGAAGCGGGCGCAAAUCCCCAUAGACUCAUCUUCGUCGCCGACCCGCAACUCAUCGAUCCGCAUACGUAUCCUGGCCGCCCCUGGCCGCUCAACCCCCUUGCCUACAAAUACACCGAUCUCUAUCUACGCCGGACGUACUCGCGCUUUCAGACCGUCCUGUACCCCGACACCGUCUUCUUCCUCGGCGACCUGUUUGAUGGCGGUCGCGAGUGGUCGACGCGCACGACCAAGUCGCCCGAGGAGCAGUACCGCAAGUAUGGCGAUGACUUUUGGAUGAACGAGUACAUGCGCUUCGGGGACCUGUUCUUCAAGCAUUGGAGCGAUGCGGGCAUGGAGCCGCGGCCUGGACAGCCAGGCAGGAAGCUCAUCAGCAGUCUGCCUGGAAACCACGACUUGGGCUUUGCACGGGGUGUUCAGAUGGGGGUCCGAGAUCGAUUCAAUGCAUACUUUGGCGACGGAAACAGGAUCGACGUCAUCGCCAACCACACGUUUGUCUCCAUCGACAGCGUAUCGCUGAGUGCGUUUGGCCAGGAGUCUCCGCAGGAGGUAGAAAAUAUCUGGAAACCUACAAAAGACUUUCUCGGGGAUGCAAAGAAGCGCAAGAGACGGCUCGUACAGCGCGAGUUGCGCGCCCAGCAGGGCCUAAAGCCAUACCCAGGAAUGCCGCACUACGACAUUGAACUGAAGGAUUUGGCAAAGUCUGAGCUGCCACACGCAAAUGACGAGGUGACGGAGUUUCCCACGAUUCUUCUCUCACACGUCCCGCUGUACCGCCCGCCAGGCACGCCCUGUGGCCCGUUUCGCGAACACUGGCCGCCGACCCCGCCGCCAGCCGGCCAACCGCCCCUCGAACACGACGACCGCAAUGCCAUUUCCGUGCGUGGCGGAUACCAAUACCAGAAUGUGCUUAAUCGCGAGAUCACGGCCGAGAUUGCUGAGAAGGUGGGAGAUAUCCGGUAUGCCUUUUCUGGUGACGACCACGACUACUGCGACGUAGUGCACAAGGCGUAUGCGAGCGCUGGUGGCGGCAUCCGCGAGAUUACUGUCAAGAGCAUUAGCUGGGCCAUGGGCGUCCGACGCCCUGGCAUCGUAAUGCUCAGUCUGUGGAACCCCGUCGACAAGCACGGCAAGCCGCUGAAGGGCGAUGGCAGCAAAACCGUCCAGACCAAGCUGUGUCUCCUCCCGGACCAAAUCGGAACCUUUUUGAAAUACGGCAUGCUCUUUGGCCUCACCCUGACUCUUCUAGUCUUUCGAGCUGCUCUUAUUACUCUAGGCAUCCUUUCCAAUGGCCCCUCCGCCCAAGACACGCCCCUACUCCCCACCACCAACAACCCCAAUUCCUCAUCCCUCUCCUCCGCCGAGCACGAAAAAUCCCACCCCCAAUACGUAAACCACACCGACACCACACACUCAUCCAACUCGUCCACCUCCUCGGAACGCGGCACAACACACCUUUCCGUCCGCUCAACCACCCAAGGCCGAACACGCGCAGCCGCCGCCGCCACUACCACCACUACUACUUCCCCACAGAAUGCAUCCAGCUACGGCCUACCCCCUCCCUCCCCUCAGCACGACCCCCAUCACCCCCACCACCAACCCAAAUACAACUUCCCUCUCGUCCAACACGCAGGCUACAACCCAGACCUCGACUACGAAGACCAGCACCGGAAAGCCAAAUUCCACUCCCGACUCGCCGCUUCUCCACUCGUCCAAUCCAAUGUCUCGAGGUCCACCACUACACCGCCCAAACUCCGCUCUACUACCCGGAGAAAAGGCAUGCCGCUUUUCUGGUACCAUUUUCGAUGCAGCUUCGCGCUCGUCGUCGCCUCGGGCCUCGUGGCAUAUGCUUGGUUGCUUUGCUCCGCCUGA
Exserohilum turcica Et28A is the source of this 2154-nucleotide messenger RNA. RefSeq lists its product as uncharacterized. Gene Ontology annotation, biological process: GPI anchor biosynthetic process. The record is from RefSeq and is a predicted model, not a curated record. NCBI's taxonomy places the organism in Eukaryota, Fungi, Ascomycota, Dothideomycetes, Pleosporales, Pleosporaceae. The coding region runs from base 1 to 2154 and encodes 717 amino acids. Gene Ontology annotation, cellular component: endoplasmic reticulum. The transcript has 2 exons.